AUGGCUCGACCAGGACGACUGAUUUUGUUGGCUGCCGCGCUUCUGAGUGGCAUCUCCUGGUGCUUCUUGUCCAGCCCAGAGAAGUUGCCAAAGGCCAAGUCUGGGAUUGACUUCAACCCAGCAGUGGCUGCCUCUGCUGCGCUGCCAGCCUUGACGAUGCUGGCGGAGGAUGCGGAGGCGAAGUAUGGCGACAAUCGAAAGUGGUCGGCUGUCCUGGUGCCUCUGACCACCUUGGUCUUCCCAAUGGUUGGCUUCGGCUCCUUCGUUCUGUACUCCUUCCAGGAGGAUGCCUUUUGGCGCCUCGUGCCGGGCACCAAGCGUGCCAAGGAAGCGCAGGGACCUUGGCGGCCUUCAACUUCUGGCGAAUAG
Cladocopium goreaui is the source of this 369-nucleotide messenger RNA. Lineage: Eukaryota; Dinophyceae; Suessiales; Symbiodiniaceae. The record is from the annotation of a GenBank genome assembly.